This is a messenger RNA of Eleginops maclovinus (Patagonian blennie), 995 nucleotides long. RefSeq names its product ras-related protein Rab-18. The transcript has 7 exons. Gene Ontology annotation, biological process: vesicle-mediated transport. The record is from RefSeq and is a predicted model, not a curated record. NCBI's taxonomy places the organism in Eukaryota, Metazoa, Chordata, Actinopteri, Perciformes, Eleginopidae. Gene Ontology annotation, molecular function: GTPase activity; GTP binding. The coding region runs from base 144 to 758 and encodes 204 amino acids.
GAGUGAGGCGUCUUCGUACCAAGACAUGAACCACUAUCUUUGUAGCAAGCUGUAAACAGGAACGCAAGUGACCGAGGAACGCCGUUUUAAACAGGCUGUUUUAGCCGUCUAUCAAGAGUAACACCGCUCACUAUUCAAGAAAAAUGGAAGACGAUACCCUAACGACGCUGAAAAUACUGAUAAUAGGGGAGAGUGGUGUUGGGAAGUCCAGCCUUCUUUUGAGAUUCACUGAUGACACAUUUGACCCAGAGCAGACAGCAACAAUAGGUGUUGACUUCAAAGUGAAGACCAUCUCUGUGGACGGAAACAAGGCGAAGCUGGCGAUAUGGGACACCGCGGGACAGGAGCGCUUCCGAACCUUGACGCCCAGUUACUACCGCGGAGCCCAGGGAGUCAUCCUGGUGUAUGAUGUCACACGACGGGAAACCUUCACCAAGCUUGACAACUGGCUCAAUGAGCUGGAGACGUACUGCACCAGGAACGACCUGGUCAAAAUGCUUGUUGGAAAUAAAAUCGAUAAGGAAAACCACGAUCUAGACAGGGCAGAGGGGCUGAAGUUUGCACGAAAACAUUCCAUGCUUUUUAUAGAGGCGAGUGCAAAGACCCGAGACGGUGUUCAGUGUGCGUUCGAGGAGCUGGUGGAGAAGAUCAUCCAGACUCCGGGUUUAUGGCAGAGCGAGACCCACGGCCGAGGAGUCCAGCUCUCCGACGAGGACGCGGGGGGAGGAAGCUGCGGUGGCUACUGCUCCCUGGUGUAGACGACACAUACACAGACAUGCAUAUAAACACACAUGUUCAAACACACAUGGAGAUGCCACAUACAGUGCCAUACAAACAUACACAAGAACAGACCCCCGCCCCCCUCCCACUGUGUGCUGUCCUGAGCUGAGCUCCCUCCUCAGACAUGAAGGCAGUGGAGGUCUCCCGUCCACACACACACUACCUGUGUCCUCACAGACUUUUUGCACACUUUCUAAUAACAGCGCUGCGCUAAA